This is a messenger RNA of Epinephelus moara (kelp grouper), 2017 nucleotides long. Its product is annotated as cytosolic sulfotransferase 3-like. The coding region runs from base 107 to 1000 and encodes 297 amino acids. Gene Ontology annotation, biological process: sulfation. Gene Ontology annotation, cellular component: cytoplasm. Gene Ontology annotation, molecular function: sulfotransferase activity. The transcript has 8 exons. The record is from RefSeq and is a predicted model, not a curated record. NCBI's taxonomy places the organism in Eukaryota, Metazoa, Chordata, Actinopteri, Perciformes, Serranidae.
GACCUAUGCACUAAGAAAACAGAAGGACAACAGUUCGCUUACCUGUGAAAAACUACAGCAGGAGAAACGUGUCAGAAAUACAGCAGAGAAACUAGCAGCGUUCAACAUGUCAUCUGAUCCAUCUGACACGAUACCCCCUCGACCAGAACUGUUUGACUUCCAUGGGGUACCAAUGACCCACUAUUUCACAGACAACUGGGAGAAUGUUCAAAACUUCCAGGCCAGGCCAGAUGAUAUACUUAUUGCAACAUACCCUAAAGCAGGAACCACAUGGGUGUCCUACAUCCUCGACCUGCUGUAUUUUGGUCAGACAGAGCGUCAAAGAACCGUUCCAAUCUUUGACAGAGUGCCUUUCCUGGAGGUUCUUUUUCCACCUUUGGGUGCAGGAACAGAUCUGGCAGACAACCUCCCCACCUCUCCUCGACUCAUUAAAACUCACUUGCCAGUCCAGUUUGUGCCAAGGUCCUUUUGGCAGCAAAACUGCAGGAUUGUCUAUGUGGCCCGCAAUGCCAAAGACAACAUGGUGUCUUAUUUUCACUUUGAUCGCAUGAACAACGGUCAACCAGAGCCUGGAGACUGGAACAACUACUUCCACAGAUUCAUGGAGGGAAAGCUGGCAUGGGGAUCCUGGUACGACCAUGUUAACAACUGGUGGAAGAAAAAACAGAGUUAUCCAAAAAUGCAUUUCAUGUUCUACGAAGAUCUGAUUGAGGACACUGGACGGGAAGUAGACAAACUGUGCAGCUUUCUUGGUUUGUCUCGUUCAGAUGAGGAGAAGAAAAGAGUCACAGGUGGAUCACACUUUGAUAAUAUGAAAAAGGACGACAUGGCCAACUAUUCUACAAUUGCAGUUAUGGAUUUCAAAAUUUCUCCCUUCAUGAGAAAAGGUAAAGUUGGUGACUGGAAGAACCACUUCACUGUUUCCCAGAAUGAAGAGUUUGAUGAAGACUACAAGAAAAAGAUGACGGACCCCACACUUCAGUUCCGCACUGAAAUUUGAACACGACUAGACAGGCUGUGUGUUUGCGGAGACUUGUCCAUGACUGACUGGACAUGUGGCAUUUCUUUGAGAAAAUGAGGUUACAGUUACCUCUAAUGCAGUGGUUCUCCGUAUUUUUCUGUCAUGCCCCAGUUCAUGACCCUCCGACCUGCAAUUUUUUAAUCACUUGUUAACAAUAAUAUGGGAAGCAAUUGAUAAAAAAAGGAUGCAUGUUGAAUUUUAGUGAAAUAAAAUAAAUAAGGUGUGGAGCGUUUCUUAGGAAUUAUCUGAAUUAAGGAUGUGAACUAUACAUUAUAUUAUGGAAUAUGAUGGAAAUCAAAUGACUGGUCAUGUCUUAAGACGAAUAUUUCUUGCAUGACCCCCCAACUGGAGGUCAAGACAAUGUUAAACUACCCAUAACCCAAAUCAUCCAAGACUUAUUAUCAUAAGUAAGUUAAACAGAGACGUGUCUUUAAGUGAAAUUUGAAUAAAAUGCAAAACGAGACACUCAGGUUUAAAACAGCAAUAUUACAGUCUAAGGAUGUCAUGUUGGUUCUGGGCCACUGAAAUGAGAAAAAUUAUGAUGAUUGAGUAAAAGAUGAAAAAAAAAUCUACUUCAGCACAUAUUUCACUCACAAAUACACUCUCACUCUAAAUAAACACCCCUAAGUGUUUUGCAAAAACCAUAACAGACAAGAUAAGCAACAGGUAAGGCGAGAAAGGUCACACACUUUAUAGUUGUCUUUUUAGCUAUGUGAGAUUUCAGACCGAGACUUCUCCUUAAGUGAGACAUGGACACAAUAACAGAACGGAUCAAGUGAAGGGUAAAGAGAAACUUCAGACAGAAACAUCAGACACUUGUAAUAAUAUUCUGAGUCUUUCUGUGGCGAAAAUAAUUACUUUUAAUGAACGCAAAGUGACUGUGCAGAGUUGCCCCAUGGAGUGUUGUACAGCUGCCGGCUGAAGCCCCCUCUCUCCCUCUCUCAAUACUGGACCAGUUUCAAAAAUUGUUGUUGAGAGAAAAACAAAAAAACAUGG